AUACGACAAACGUUUUUGUCAAAAUCACUCCAGGCCCGAUUUCUUUGUCAUGCGAUAUUUCUUCUGAAAAACAUAUCUCGUCGAAGCCAAACCACUGGAAAAAUAACUCUCUAAGGAAACAACAAACUAACAGAGCAAUUGUGCUGAAAGCCAUUUACUGGUUAGGAAAAGAAAAAGAACCUGGAAAAUAGAUACAUACAAAUAUACAUACAACCUUGCCUCUUUUUGGACCAAGGAGAAUAAGCGAAGCUGCAACGCAAAAGGCGUUAGAAAUUUGCAAACCGGUUUUUAGCGCAGGAACACCUCGGAACUAUCCAAGUGUCAAGCAGAAAGUAGUGAAAGCACACAGAUUUAAAGGAUCGACGUAAAGAAGCAAAACAAGAGGAAACAUGAACACUGGAAUCUCCCUAAAUGAGCGCUUCACGCAGAUCCAGUCGAAGCAGCCGCCGCAGGGACGCGGUCGCAGCCGCUCGAGAAGCAGGAGCCGGCGGAUCGUGGACAGCGGAGCUGGUAAUCCUGGAGUCUCGGCGGCCAACUCCCGCCUGCUGCAGGAGUUCAAGCGGCGCCACACCGUCCAGACGGCCCUUAAACUGAAGCGCAGAAGCUUACGGACCACCGGCGUGAGCGGACGCGGAGCCCGCGUCGGCGGCGUCAAGUCGCUGCGCCUGGCGCCCAACGGAAAGCCCAUACGGUCCAACAACGUGACCCGGGUAGCAACGAUGCGUGCCGAUCUAGUAGCUAGCGGUAACGCAGCCCGCAAUCGCCGCAGCGGCAGCAGCACUCGCCGUUUCUCCGCCUCCAACGGUGGAGGUGUCGGUGGCCUGCGUCAGCGGCUGGGACAGCGCCGCCCUUCAGUGGGAGGUGCCGCCGAGCGCGUUGAGCGGCGCCAGAGACAGAAGCAGCAGCAAGCCCCACGAGGACGUUCUCGCUCGCGAUCCCGUUCGCGUCUCCCACAACCACAGCGCACAGACAGAGGUCGCUCUCAGAGCCGUGGUCGCAGCGUAGGGCGUCCCCAGAGCCGCAAUCGCGAUCGCUCCGCCCAAGGGCGUGUUCCGGUCAAACAGCGCCUUUCGGUCAAGCAUCGCCUUGGCGUGCGUUCCGGCCAGGGAAACAUCCAGGGCAACAACACGGCCAAGAACCCACGACAGCGUCGGGCAUCGAGCCAACUACGAGGCGUGGUCGGUGGAAGAGUGGAUAAGCGUCGUAACGCCCAGAUUUCUCAAAAGAAGGGAGUUUCCGCCUCACUCGCUGGACGCCAGGGACGUCCACGCGGAAGAUCUGCUGUAAGGAACGCUGCUGGUGGUGGUGUGGCUGUUAACAAUUCUGGCCCCACUCGUCGCUCACGGUCACGCAAUCGCGUCAACGCCGUCGCUGCUGCCGCUGCCACCGCUAACGAUCAGGGCCGGACUAAUAUUCGCCAGCGACGCGGACGCAGUGCGGGCGCUGCGAAGGGAAACAACAUCAGCAAAAACAACAGAAAUGGUAAAGCCAACAAAAACGGCAAGAGCAAGGCGGCAAACGGUGGCAAACAAGCCCCGCAGCAACAGGCUCGCCGGGGACGCAGUCGUAGUCGUAAGCCUACAGGUAAGCCACAGCGCACCGAGGUAAAACGCGAGGAUCUGGAUAUGGAGCUCGACCAGUACAUGUCUACUACAAAGUCUGAGAUGGACUACUUGCUGAAGUAAACCCAAUUUUGGACCAAAAUAAAGGCAUUGAAAAGAAUGGAAUGCGGAGAAUAAAACAAAGCUACCACCGGCUACAGACAGAUUACGUUUCUCUCAUCGCUCUAAGUUACCGCCUAGUUCAUAGUUAUACUUAAGCAUUAAAACAUAACAUUUUAAAAGCGCUCAUAAAGCGCGUUUUAACUUUGAUGUUAUCGUGUACAUAUGGCAAGCUCUAAAACUAUAAGUAAGUUUGCCCGAUAAAUUUGUAGUUUAAUCAAUGAUAUAAUGUUAAUCUCAUUUCCCGAAAUACAAAUUAAUCAUUGCCUAACUUUAAAAAA
Messenger RNA from Drosophila subpulchrella, 2002 nucleotides. Its product is annotated as serine/arginine repetitive matrix protein 2. The coding region runs from base 390 to 1685 and encodes 431 amino acids. The transcript has 6 exons. The record is from RefSeq and is a predicted model, not a curated record. NCBI's taxonomy places the organism in Eukaryota, Metazoa, Arthropoda, Insecta, Diptera, Drosophilidae.